AAAAUGCGUUGUUGUUGUUCCAAUCGCAAGUACCCGGAUGUUCGAGUAAAAAUAAACGAGUCCGCCAUUACUGCUGUAACUGAUGUGUGACGAUUGUUUUGUAUUCAGUAAAUAGACCUUGUCCAGUUAUCAAACAAAUGGAAAAUGGAAGCCUUAGGGGAAAUGACUCUGUCAAAGUUCAAAAUGUGGUCAUUACAGGCCUUAAAAGUGUUUCUGUCACUGAGAAAACGAUCGGUGAACGGCGAUAUUGACGAACUAGCAGCUAGAGCAUUUUGUGUUUGGGAGGAGAACCUUCCAGUUGAUGAAUCUGCUGAGCUGGCAGAAAAGAGACUACUGCAUGAGUACAAAGAGAAACUACUCGUUGAAGGCGACAUUGUGCCGGAUCCGUUUUCAUUGACUUCAGGAUGGAAAGGCGAGAAGACAGGUCUUCAAACAUGGCCACCAACCUACAUGGCAGACAUCUAGACGUUCCUACAGAAAACAACGCCAUAUGACAUGACAAUACAACUACUGAAUGAAUACAAACUAGGGAAGGCAUACAGAUAUUUCCAAAGUGGUUGGGUGAAGGAGGUUUAUAUUCAUGACAUAAGGGAAACAAGUGAUAAAUGCAUUCUAAAGACCAAAGUAACACCAUCACAAGCUAUCAACAGCAAGUGCUAUGAUGUGUGGGCUGUCAUAGAAAAGGACCAGACAGAUAGACCAGGUGGAAAAAUUCUGUCUGCCUACUGUACUUGUACAGCUGGUAUGUCGGGGUCUUGUAACCAUGUGGCAGGAAUGUUGUUCAGAGUAGAACAUGCUGUCAAAACCGGGGAGACAUCACUGUCAACAACAGACAAACUCUCGACAUGGAAUGUUCCCAAGGGAAAACCAGUCAUGAAAACUUUGAAUGCGUGCGAAGUGGAUCCGAUUGGUCAAAAGGACGUUAUGGAAGAGCGUCAGGUACAAGUGAUAACCGAAAACGCAAGAGAGCAACAAAACAAGCCUUUACUCCGUUAACUAAGUCACAACAGGACCAGUUGAAAAGUCCGGAUGCAAUGAGAAAAAUGUUGUAUGAACAUUUGAAAGAUGACUUACCACAGACUUGUUUUGUACUGAAUAUUGAAAAACGUAGAUUCCAAGAAGCACAACAUAGUCUGCCACCUAGUGUACAUGAGGUUGUUCGAGGAAUGAAAGGAUCCAAUAGUAUAAACAUGGACAUCUUGCUUUCUAAGCUCAAAUUAAAUGAAGAGCAGCAGGGAGUAUUGAAGGCUGCUACAACCGACCAGUCUUCUUCACAGGCAUGGUUAGAACAGAGGAAAGGCAGGAUUACAUCAUCCAUCUUCCAACGUGUUGCCAGCAGAGUUGCAACCUUACGUAAGAAUGAAGUGGCUGAACCAUCUGCUCUUGUAUGUACAAUUCUUGGUGAGAAAGCAGUGAAACCUUCAAAAGCAAUGAAGCAUGGACUUUCAUUGGAACCAAUUGCCAAAAAAGCCUAUGAACAAAUCAUGAAAAAAACACACAAGCUCUUUCAGUCGAAGAAUUCUGGUUUGACUGUGUGUCUUGAAAGACCUUACUUGGCUGCCAGUGCAGAUUUAGAAGUGCUUUGUAAAUGUUGUGGUAGUGGUUUGUGUGAAGUCAAAUGUCCUGAAAGCAUCAAAGCCACAGUACCCACAGUAGACAAUUUAGAUUAUCUGUUUACUGAUGAAGAUGGAAAUACAACCUUGAAAAAGAAUCAUACAUAUUAUUUCCAAAUUCAGGGGCAAAUGGCAAUCUUGAAACAGAACUAUUGUGACCUUUUUGUUUUCACACACCAUGGACAUAUAAUUACCCGUGUAAUGUUUGAUAAAUGUUUCUGGGAACAAACUGUUGAAUGCCUGUCAUGGUUUUGGAUGAAUCAUGUUUAUCCUGCCCUCAUCAAAGAUAAAAAGGAAAGCGAAAACGAGGCAUGUAAACCAAGAAGCGAAAAUGAAACCCCAUGUAAGCCAGUUGGAGCAACACCAUGUAAGUUGGACUACGAAAAUCCACUGAAAACGUCCAAUGACGUGCCAUCACAAACAGUCCAAAAUGUCAGAAGGGUCUUAAUGGCAGUUCAGCUGCCUACACAAUCAAAGCAAAAGAAUCAAACAAGGAAAAGGCCAAUUAAGAUAAAGGAAAAAGAAACAGUGUUCCUUUGCGGAGUUUGUGGAACUGACUGUUUGGACGAACCCACCUGUGCAGCAGAUGAGUCAGUGGGUUGUGACCGCUGUGGUGUUUGGGUUCACUAUAUAUGUGCAGGUGUAACUAGUGAAAAGCUCGCUUUGACUGAUGAAUGGUUUUGUUCGAAAUGCAGUGACAAAUAAAAUGAGGUGCAUUCUGAGAAAACUGGGCAUAAUGCAACAUGCGCUUAAAGUGCUGUCCCAGAUUAGUCUGUGCAGUCCGCACAGGCUAAUCAGGGACGACACUUGCCGCCUUUAUGACAUUUUUCAUUCAAAUGAUGUCUCUUCUUAGCAAAAAUCCAAUUUAGGCGGAAAGUGUCUUCCAUGAUUAGCCUGUGCGGACUGCACAGGCUAACCUAGGACGACACUUAAUACACAUGCAUUAUGCCCAGUUUUCUCAGAACACGACUCCAAUGGAUUUUGUUUUUGAAACAGCGCAUCUGAGUCAGUCAAGACACACAGACAUGUAGUGUUUUUUUGUUGCUUUGUGUGUAAAUGUCGGUAAACUAUUUCAUACAAGACAAACACAUGCUGUGGUUUUAGGUUGUUGUAUCAAUAUAAUCAGUUAUUUCUUGUUUUAUGUGAUUUGAGUCUUUCGAUGACAAUUCUGCGAUAUUAAAAAUGUAUGUUUUUUAUUGCUUGUUUACAAUUGAAAUUUAUAUACCGAAUAAAAUCAGAAAAUUAA
Molecule: messenger RNA, 2859 nt
Organism: Dreissena polymorpha
Lineage: Eukaryota; Metazoa; Mollusca; Bivalvia; Myida; Dreissenidae
Exons: 2
Coding region: 846-2318 (490 amino acids)
Source: RefSeq, a predicted model, not a curated record